Messenger RNA from Salvia hispanica, 4932 nucleotides. Its product is annotated as squamosa promoter-binding-like protein 14. Gene Ontology annotation, molecular function: DNA binding. Gene Ontology annotation, cellular component: nucleus. The record is from RefSeq and is a predicted model, not a curated record. Lineage: Eukaryota; Viridiplantae; Streptophyta; Magnoliopsida; Lamiales; Lamiaceae.
UGUGAAUGAGAGAGAGAAAAAAGUUAGUUGGAAGGAAAAAGGAAUGGGAAAGAGACAUAAAAGUAAAAGAUAGUUGUACAUGAAACAUACAGACAGUUUUUGUGUCCUUUCAUUUCGUUUUUCAUUUCACAUCCUUUGUAUCUUCUCCCUGUUUUACUAUCCUUGUGCAGCAGAUCUCUCCUCUGUGUAGUUCCCAAAUUACUCAACUGGAUCAUGUGAAGCUCAACUGAAAUUUGGAAUUUUGUUCUUGAGAAGAAGGGGAAGAAGAAAUCAGUUUGAAGGCUGUGAAUGUGAAAGGGGGAAAAGGAAUCAAAUUUUUAUCACCCUUUUGCAGAUGAGUUCAGCUGCCCCAUAAAGGUGUUUCUGUAGUUUCUGGGGUUGUGCAAAGUUGAUCUUUGAUAGAUGGAAGAGGUAGGUGCCCGUGUAGCUUCACCGGCAGUUUUCCACCAGAAUCUGACUGCGAGAUUUCGUGAUCCAUAUCCGAUGGCUAAGAAACGCGCCCUGCCCUUUGACUCAUCGAGCUUUCUACCACAGAACACCGUGGAGAGUUGGAACCAGAAUUCCUGGAGCUGGGACAGUGCGAGGUUUGUCGCCAAACCAUUGCAACGUAAUGGCGGCCAAGUGGGGAGUAGUGGAGAGAUUCAGCCAGUCGGAAAACAAGUGAUGAGUAGUGCUCCGUAUUCUACAGUUGCUGGUGGGAAUGGAACUCGUAGUAGUGGUAUCAAUUUGGUGGAGCCACAACCUGUAUCGAGGCCCAACAAAAGAGUAAGAUCAGGAUCGCCCGGUGGUGCUAACUAUCCCAUGUGUCAAGUGGAUGAUUGCAGAGAAGAUCUGUCUACUGCUAAGGACUAUCACCGCCGGCAUAAGGUGUGUGAGGUUCACAGCAAAGCUGGUAAGGCCUUAGUGGGGAAACAGAUGCAAAGGUUCUGCCAGCAAUGUAGCAGGUUUCACCCUCUCUCAGAAUUUGACGAGGGAAAGAGAAGUUGUAGGCGUAGGCUCGCUGGACAUAACAGGAGGAGGAGGAAAACUCAACCAGAAGAUACUUCUCAACAGUUGUUAGCGCCUAGUAUCAAUGCCGGUGAUAAUGAUAUUCUCAAUUUACUGGCGGUGCUAACUAAUGCACAAGGGAACAUUGUGGACAGAAACGAUAAAUUCCCAUUAAUGACCAACAAAGAUCAUCUCAAGCAGAUGCUGACUAAAAUAAAUUCGUUGCAAUUGGCAGCGAACUUGGAAGCUAAGUUGAAUGGAGCAACUGCAGGUGUACCUUCUUCUGAAACUCAAUCUCAACCGAGCACUGAAGGAAGUGACUCUGAAAAAAGCAAGUCACCAUGUCUCGAAAAGCACAGUGGAUCAACAAUGGACGUUCAGGGAACCUCGCCAAGCCUUCCUCUUAGAUUGUUUAGUCCCUCACCUGAAGAUUAUAGGCCAACAAAAUCGCCUUCAGAGGAGAGAUCGCCUCUAUCCACACCACCUGUUGUACAUGAUCUGUUCCCAAUGCAGACUUCAAGAGACACGGAUAAGAAUGGCCAUCUGUCAAAUAGUGAAGGUGAAAUUGCAUGCGUGGAAGCAACCACGAUCAACGGAUGCAGUACAUCUCUUCAGCUUUUUGGAGCGUCGAUCAGUGGUACUCAAGAUGUUCCAGUUCAUACGUCUCCAUACAGAGCUGGAUAUACAUCUUCUUCUGUGUCUGAUCAUUCACCAUCCAGCCAGAAUUCUGAUGCUGCGGAUCGUACCGGUAGAAUAAUUUUCAAAUUAUUUGACAAAGAUCCAAGCCAUAUGCCUGGAUCAUUACGGUCUCAGAUACACAAUUGGCUCUCUAACAGUCCAUCAGAAAUGGAAAGUUACAUCAGGCCUGGCUGUGUUGUUCUAUCCCUGUAUUUGUCGAUGCCAUCAUUUGCCUGGGAUCAACUUGAAGAAGACCUUCUUAACUAUGUGAAGUCCUUAGUCAAAGAUAUUGAAUUUUGGGGGAAUGGGAGGUUUUUGAUUCAUACAGACAGACAAAUGGUUUCACAUAAAGAAGGGAAGAUUCGUCUGUGCAAAUCAUUGAAGGCCUGGAGUACACCGGAACUCAUCUCAGUUUCUCCCGUGGCAGUUGUUGGUGGACAACCAACCACUCUUCUAUUGAGGGGAAGAAGUUUGAAGGCUCCGGGCACUAGGAUACACUGCACGCAUGCAGUUGGAUAUAAUGUAAGGGAAGUUCAUUCAUCAUCGUGCCAAAAGACUCCAUACGGUGAAAUUAUCUUGGACGAUUUUAAGGUCAAUGGUGCAACAUCUAGCAUACUAGGCCGCUGUUUCAUUGAGGUUGAAAAUAGUCUCCGAGGAGCAAGUUUUCCGAUCAUCAUAGCAGAUAGCACUGUUUGCCAAGAAUUGAGACUCCUCGAGCCUGAGAUAAAUGGAACUUCUGAUGUAUGCAAUGGCAGGGAAGAAUCGCUGCAUUUUCUGGAUGAACUCGGGUGGUUGUUCGGAAGAAAAUAUAACUCGUGCUUGUUUCAGCACCCGGAUUAUAGGCUCUAUCGGUUCAAGUUUCUUCUUGUAUUCUCUGUCGAGCGUGACUUUUGUGCAUUGGUCAAAUCCCUUCUCGACAUUCUGCUAGAGCUUAACUCUGGUAGAAAUGGACUAGAAGAGGAGUCUCUGGAGUUGUUAUCAGAAAUUCACCUCCUGAACCGGGCUGUCAAAAGGAGGUGUGCGAGCAUGGUUGAUUUUCUUAUUCAUUACACCGUCGUAGAUUCCAGUGGAACAUCUAAGAGGUUCAUUUUUUAUCCGAACAUGGCUGGACCCGGUGGUCUCACACCUUUACAUUUAGCUGCUUCAUUAUCGUCAUCCGAUGACAUUGUUGAUCUACUGACAAGCGAUCCACACGAGGUUGGGCUGCAUAGUUGGAAUUCUGUUCUUGAUGCAAAUGGGCUUUCUCCUUAUGCAUAUGCUACGAUGAGGAAUAAUCAUGCGUACAACGCACUUGUUACUCAGAAGCUUGCAGAUAAGAGCAACGGUCAAGUCUCUGUAACAAUCGAGGAUAACCUGAAGCCCUUCCACGUUGAGAUGAAUCCGACAAAAUCCCAACUCAGUCGAGGUCAACAAUCUUGUUCCAAGUGUACGUAUGCAUACAGAACGAGGUUUCCUCGUUCCAGUGGAUUGCUGCAGCGUCCAUACAUACACUCAAUGGUAGCCGUUGCUGCUGUUUGUGUUUGUGUGUGUUUGUUCUUGCGAGGACACCCCUUUGUUGGCCGCGUUUCCCCGUUUUCAUGGGAGAACCUGCAAUACGGCACAGUUUAAGUAUCAACAUCAACACCGGUUGAUGAAUCACUCACGGGAUGAUGACCAGGACGAAAGCGUGACUUCCCCCAUCCUGUUUAAAUGAAUUUUCUGAGAUCCAAGAGUGAACAGCCGCGGCGCAAUAGUUAGGUUCCCAGAGUAAAGCCUUGGAGUAAUAUGGAUCUCUUUGUCGCCUCAUAUUCAUAACUUACUUCAACGAGCCGAGCAAGAUAAGGUGAAAGAAUGCUCUAUGCUUUUGCUGAAGCUCUUUAACUGAGCUAGUUUUCGUGGAUGUUCAUCUGAACUAAUUGUGCUAACGACGAGGCCAACGAUACUCUCACUCGGAUUGUCUCACUGUAAGAACUAGGUGUUAUAUAAUAAGUACUAGUUGAAGAGAUAUAUAUACAUACAAUAAUAGUUAGGUGGUUGUAUACAUAUUUUUCUAACUGAGUUGAAUCUUUGUAUUCAUAGUCUGAAUCUUGUAUGAAUCCAUCUGCUUUGUGUGUGUGUGUGUUUUUGAAGAGGAUAUAUACAAACUGUUUUCAUUAUUACAGCAAUGAAGAGAUUGCAUAAUUAUACAUACAUUUGUUGCAUUAGGCAAAGAAUUGAGGAAUAAUAAAGUGAGUCAUGGUUGCUGUAUCCUUCUUCUGCUAACACACCUUCCUCUUACCAUGUUCUGAACCAGGGCUUCUCCCAUCCCUUCUCCGAGCCCCUCGAUGAGGCCUCCGAUGAACUCUAUGACCACCUGGCCCGCGAGACGGGCUGCAGUUCCCAGGGGGCUAGGCUUGUCAGGCGUAGGUAUGCCGUUGGCCUGGAGGCCGUUGAUGAAAACCUUGGCGCACACCGCGUGGAGAUGGUAUUCGCACACGGUGCACCGAUACACCCUUCCCGAUCUCUUCUUGUUGCACUCCCCGCACGCCGCGUUGCCGGCCGGCAGCAGCCUCAGGGGGUGCGGGUGAGCCGGGAACCGAACCUCCGUCGUCAGCAUGGCACAGCACGGGUGCAUCUGGAAGCUGCAGGCUCUGCAUCGGAAGGCAAACCCUUUGCUCGACUUUCCGCAGACGUCGCACCUCGGCCACGAAAUCCCGCCUUUUGCUGCAUCGCGUCACACUAAAAGGUUAUGCUCGCGCGUUUUUUUAAUGGACAAAUAAACAUGAAAUUUUAAAGGGACUCGAACUUGUGACCUUUGGUCCGAGCAUCAAUCACUCUACCGCUUGGCCAACACACGUAAUUUCAGUUUACGUACCCGUUUUUGAUUUGGCGUGGAAAACGAGCUGGUGCUGGCCGUGGAACGGGUGGCUGUUCAAGACGGGAGGGGAGGCGGCGCAGAAGUCGUGCAGCUGGAAGUCGCACUGCGCGCACGCAAACCUCCGGCCUGCGCCGUACUCCUUGCAGCCGCCGCACGUGAAGAGCUCCGGGAGAGUGACUUGGAGCAACGGGUGCUCGGAGUGGGCGUAAUGCAGCAUCCCGUCUCCCGAGGCCGACUGCGGCGACGUCGGGAACUCGACCGCCGCCGCGGCCGGGGAGGAGGAGGAGGAGCGUUUCAUGGGGCGGAGAGAAGUUUGAGACUUGAGGGAAGUGUGCCUUCUCAUUGUGUGUGUGUGUGUGUGUGUUUGGAUAUGGGAGUGGAGGAAUAUUAUUUAUGCUGCCUAAAUUAAUCAAAGUGCUUGCUUUAUCAAA